GGCAGUUGCGCGCGCAGGCGCAGGCACGGCGGCGGAUGUUUACAGCGGCGGAGGUCGGCGCGGCGCCCCCGGGACGAGGACGCGCGAGGGACGCGCCCGAGGAGCUGCCGGUCGCUGCCCAGGCGGCCCGAACCCGCGGGCCGGCCGAGCCCCGAGUAUUGCCCAAGUGUGAUCUCAGACACCAUGGGUGGUGCUGUGAGCGCUGGCGAGGACAACGACGAGCUGAUAGACAACUUGAAAGAAGCGCAGUAUAUCCGCACCGAGCUGGUAGAGCAGGCUUUCCGAGCUAUCGACCGUGCGGAUUAUUAUCUUGAAGAAUUCAAAGAAAAUGCUUAUAAAGACUUGGCGUGGAAGCAUGGAAACAUUCACCUUUCGGCCCCGUGCAUCUACUCGGAGGUGAUGGAAGCCCUGGAUCUGCAGCCUGGACUCUCGUUUCUGAACCUGGGCAGUGGCACUGGGUACCUCAGCUCUAUGGUGGGCCUCAUUCUGGGUCCUUUUGGUGUAAACCAUGGGGUGGAACUUCACUCAGAUGUGACAGAGUAUGCGAAGCAGAAACUGGACUUUUUCAUCAGAACAAGCGAAAGCUUCGACAAGUUUGACUUCUGUGAGCCUUCCUUUGUUACUGGCAAUUGCCUGGAGAUUUCUCCUGAUUGUGCUCAGUACGAUCGAGUGUACUGUGGGGCUGGCGUGCAGAAAGAGCAUGAAGAGUACAUGAAGAAUCUGCUCAAAGUGGGAGGGGUCCUUGUCAUGCCACUGGAAGAGAAGUCUCGUCUUUGCACUGUAGCUCCAGUGGCAGUUCGCAGCCUCCAAGACUUGGCUCGCAUUGCCAUCCGGGGCACCAUUAAGAAGGUCAUUCAUCAGGAAACAGUGAGCAAAAAUGGAAACGGACUGAAGAACACCCCCAGGUUUAAACGAAGGAGAGUUCGCCGCCGUCGGAUGGAAACGAUUGUCUUUUUGGACAAAGAGGUCUUUGCCAGUCGGAUUUCCAACCCCUCUGAUGACAACAGCUGUGAAGACUUGGAAGAGGAACGGCGGGAAGAAGAAGAGAGGACCCCCCCUGAAACGAAGCCAGACCCCCCUGUGAACUUCCUACGCCAGAAAGUCCUGAGCCUCCCUCUACCAGAUCCCCUGAAAUACUACUUGCUUUAUUACAGAGAAAAAUAAAUCUCCUGUUUGAGAAGGGAAAUGAGGAAGAGCAGAUUGCCAAGUCUGAUGUGUGUGCCGCCUGUCUGCUGCGGAGGGGACGCCUGGGAGCAGACGCUGUGGGGAAGGGAACUGCCAUACUUGUCCACGUUGUAGUCUUCUUCUUCUAGUUCUUGAUUGUCCUCUAAAAUUUUGAUUCAGUUGUGUGAUUUCUUUACAUAAUCUGACAAGAUCUACACUGCAUAGAAGAAUGUUUUCCCAAAGUGGAGAGGAUCUUCUUAGAGAAGGGUAGAAGGGUGUUUCUUUUUUAGUUCUGGUGAAACACUAAAGUGUACGUGGUAGAGACUGUUUGAUGUCUAUCCGUGUCACAAGAUGCACAAGAUUUUUAUGCAUUAAAAAUGAAAACUGAAGUUGAAACUAACCUGUGUUGCUUAUAAAGUGUGAAACAAAGCACCAGUUUGUAAAUGUAUAAAAUUUUCUCUGGGUACGACACACCUGUGUCCAAGUUUGAAUUUUAGGAUAACAACCGCUUCAUUACUGGCACUGAGUUUCACUGAACUUCUUAGUUUUCUAGAUGGGAAAACAUUAUUGAGAAGCCUUCCCUUAU
This is a messenger RNA of Propithecus coquereli (Coquerel's sifaka), 1750 nucleotides long. RefSeq names its product protein-L-isoaspartate (D-aspartate) O-methyltransferase domain containing 2 (gene PCMTD2). Gene Ontology annotation, biological process: protein modification process. Bases 184 to 1164 code for a protein of 326 amino acids. NCBI's taxonomy places the organism in Eukaryota, Metazoa, Chordata, Mammalia, Primates, Indriidae. Gene Ontology annotation, cellular component: cytoplasm. The transcript has 5 exons. The record is from RefSeq and is a predicted model, not a curated record. Gene Ontology annotation, molecular function: protein-L-isoaspartate (D-aspartate) O-methyltransferase activity.